AUGGCUUCGUCUCUCUACACGAAAUCGUUUCUAGGGGCUGCAUCUUUGGACGGACCCUCUCGUUUCGGAUUUUUACAACCGUCGGAAAUCCGGAAGCUCUCGUCUCCGGUUCUUCGAGUCUCCACUCUCCGAUCACAUCCCCAAAAACUUGAGAUACAGGCUGUUGGGAGUACAUAUGGAACGUACUUUCGGGUUACGACAUAUGGAGAAUCUCAUGGUGGUGGCGUUGGUUGUGUGAUUGAUGGAUGUCCCCCUCGACUUCCCCUAUCAGAAGCUGAUAUGCAACUAGACCUUGACAGAAGGAGGCCUGGACAGAGCCGAAUUACUACACCUAGAAAAGAGACUGACACAUGCCGAAUAUAUUCGGGUGUUGCUGAAGGGGUGACUACUGGAUCUCCAAUCAUGGUAAAAGUGCCCAACACAGAUCAGAGGGGACAUGAUUAUAGUGAGAUGUCACUAGCUUACAGGCCUUCUCAUGCAGAUGCCACUUAUGACUUUAAAUAUGGUGUGAGAUCAGUACAGGGUGGUGGUAGAUCUUCUGCUAGGGAAACAAUCGGCAGAGUUGCAGCUGGAGCUGUUGCUAAGAAAAUUCUCAAGCAAUUUUCAAGAACUGAGGUGCGUCAUUUGGCUGUGGGAUGGCGGUUGAGCCUUAUUAAAUGUUGUGCUAAGGUGUUGCAUGCACAUGAGUAG
This is a messenger RNA of Ilex paraguariensis (yerba mate), 690 nucleotides long. Lineage: Eukaryota; Viridiplantae; Streptophyta; Magnoliopsida; Aquifoliales; Aquifoliaceae. The record is from the annotation of a GenBank genome assembly.